AUUAAAAGCUGCCUGAGCUGCCUCUAGUUGCGGCUGAUCUGCUUUGCUCUCUCUUCUAUCAACUUCUACCCUACCAAAAUUAACCGAAAGCUCUGACACGCGCGACAAGCUUUUCGGCGCAAAAGCUUGGUGCUCGCGCGCAUACCGUAUCUAUCCAUUACCUCAUCGACGACCGACUAGGCACGCCUGACAUCUCGUCGCAAACAAGCAAAUCCUCCCGAGACUCACCUUUGAAAACAAAGUUACCAAAAUGUCGGCACAAGGUUACUAUCAAGGAGGUCAGGCCCCGCAAUAUCCGCAGCAAAGCUACGGACCACCUGGCGGCGGCUAUAACCAGCAACCCCAAUAUGGCGCGCCUCCCCAGCAGCAGCAGCAAAUGUACUACGGCCCACCGCAAGGACAGGCCCCGCCACCACAGCGACAGAAGAAGGACAGGGGCUGCUUGGCUGCUUGUUUGGCAACACUCUGCUGCUGCUUCGUCUGCGAGGAGGGAUGCGAGUGCUGCAUCGACUGCUGCGAAUGCGCUGGGGACUGUUGUUAAGCCUUGUGCGGCAAAUAGUCGAAUACGACUACAAAGAAAUAAAGACUAUACCGGUAGACGAACGUGACUUGGUCGGAAGUCGUCUUCCAUACCCAUAGGCUUGGUUCUGAUGAGCGAACAAAGGAUGUAGUAGAGGUGGUCAACAACCUGUUUUUUACUUUAGCAAGGACAGUAGGCGCCCAGUCUACUUCGAUAUGAUCCUUAAAUGUGUUUUUCCGGAGAUAUACUUGACCUUUGGUCUUUCCUAUGCUUGCCUAGUAAAGUAGUACAUCACUGCCAUGUAAAUAAAAAUACAAAACGACUUGUAUAUUCCUGGAAAAUCAAAACCUAGUAAUAAAUAAUACGGAUAUUGCAAAUCCC
This is a messenger RNA of Cucurbitaria berberidis CBS 394.84, 901 nucleotides long. RefSeq lists its product as uncharacterized. The transcript is spliced from 3 exons. The record is from RefSeq and is a predicted model, not a curated record. Bases 251 to 541 code for a protein of 96 amino acids. NCBI's taxonomy places the organism in Eukaryota, Fungi, Ascomycota, Dothideomycetes, Pleosporales, Cucurbitariaceae.